Linum tenue is the source of this 597-nucleotide messenger RNA. Lineage: Eukaryota; Viridiplantae; Streptophyta; Magnoliopsida; Malpighiales; Linaceae. The record is from the annotation of a GenBank genome assembly.
UGCGGCCACGUCGACAUCGUGAAGGAACUCAUCAAGCACUGCGACACCGGAUUGGCCGGGAUCAAGGCCAGGAACGGCUACGACGCUUUCCACAUCGCCUCCAAGCAAGGCAAUCUCGAAACAUUGAGGGUUCUGAUGGAGGCGAAUCCAGAGCUGGCGAUGACAUUCGAUUCGUCCAAUACGACGGCGCUCCACUCGGUCGCCGCGCAGGGACACAUGGACGUGGUGGAUUUCCUCCUGGAGCAAUGCGGCACCGUCGCGGCCAUCGCCAAGAGCAACGGCAAGACGGCCUUGCACUCCGCGACGAGAAAUGGGCAUUUGCAGAUAGUGAAGGCGCUUCUAGGUAAAGACCUUGCAAUCGCCACCAGAACUGACAAGAAAGGGCAAACGACGCUUCACAUGGCGGUUAAAGGACAGAACGUCGAGUUGGUGGAGGAAUUGGUCAUGUCCGAUCCUUCCUUGAUCAAUAUGGUCGGGAUCUCUGGGCUAUCUUUUAGUUUAACCCACAGGCCACAAGGGCGAGCUAAAGCGUGGAAAUUAGAAUCCCGGUCAGAGGGGUUGGAAGAUUACACGCCAAGUGUUCGAUCAUUUGCCUGA